AUGCAAGAAAACAACAGUGAAAACAACGAGUCCAUGCAACUCGAUGAAAUUCAAGUGCUUCAUUCCAUGUAUUCGACAGAAGAGCUCCGAGCACGAACAGGAAUGGACCGAUGCUGGUUAAUGACCAUUCCCAUGACUCUGUCGUAUUCAGAAGGAGGAGGAGAAUACCAUCAUGAGUGGACGGAUGAUCUUUUGGAACCAUUGAUUUUUGAAUUUUGGUUUCAUACCAAUUAUCCAUCCGUAUCAGCUCCGUUCUUUGAAAUUAAAGGUGGAAAAAAUUGGAUUCACUUGUUAUUUCAUAGAUUUAAAAGAGAGGGAUAUGAACCGAUAAAUGUCUCGAGUAGUACUCAUCAGGAAAUUAUUAAAAAUUAUGACGAAAAUAUUACUAUCAAGGAUUUUAUUCAACAAGAAUUAAAGAAUAUGUUUAUAAGUGGAAUGCCAAUUGCAUUCACAUGGAUUGAAUUUUUAAAAAACGAAUUGAUGAGUACAGUGUUAGAUUUUCACAAGAUUGAAGAAUAUAUCAGGUCAACCAUGAAUAAUCCAAGUAGUCAUUCACACAAAGGAAAUAGCCCAAACACUAAUUCUGCAGUGGAAAAAAGAAUUCCAAUCAUUCAUGGAGAACCUUUCACAGAGAAAAAAUCAAAAUUUAUUGGCCAUGUAGCCACGGUUCAUUCAUUGCAAGAGGUUGAUACCAUGCUCGAGCAAUUAAAGGAAGAUGACAAGAUUGCAAAUGCCACUCACAACAUUUGUGCAUACAGAAUUCGAACACAAGGAGAUCAAAUUUUAGAGAACCGAGACGACGAUGGAGAAACUGGAGCAGCUGACCAAAUAUUAUAUCUCAUGCAAAUUUCAAAUGCUGAAAAUGUGUGUUGCGUAGUGACAAGAUGGUACGGAGGAAUUAAGCUUGGAAAUGAUCGAUUUCGAAUCAUUACAAACGUGGCCAAGAAAGUGUUGCAAGACAAUGGAUAUAUUGCUUCAAGAAAGUGA
Naegleria lovaniensis is the source of this 987-nucleotide messenger RNA. RefSeq lists its product as uncharacterized. Bases 1 to 987 code for a protein of 328 amino acids. Gene Ontology annotation, molecular function: protein binding. Gene Ontology annotation, cellular component: cytoplasm. Lineage: Eukaryota; Heterolobosea; Eutetramitea; Acrasida; Naegleriidae. The transcript has a single exon. Gene Ontology annotation, biological process: regulation of translational initiation. The record is from RefSeq and is a predicted model, not a curated record.